AUGCCUCAACCACCCAAUGCGCCAGCAACGGCCGGCGCUCGCCCGCCUGGCCAGCCGCAGGAACAAGGCGGCAUGGGCUUGAUGCAGAAGCUGCUGCUUGGUGGCUCCAUGUACUUCGGCAUGAACAUGCUCAUGAACAAUUUCUUCCAGAAGACCCAGACCGGUACCCAGGUUAAGGACGCCGACGGCAACGUCGUCAGCGUCCCCGCCAACACCGAGGACAUCCCGCCGUAUCUGCUCCGCCCCAAGGCCCUGGAUGAGGGUGCCACAUACAACCAGAUUCCCCGCAAGCUUGCGCCCAUAUGGCCCAUGGACAGCUACGUCGACAUCACCGUCACGCUGUCCGACACAUUCGUCCCGACCCCGCUGUCGCAGACGCCACAGGACAAGGUGGUGCUGAAGGAGGAGAAGUUCAAGAUUGGCAACUACAGCGAGAAGCGCUCCGUCGACACCACCAUUGAAAUCCCCCCCUCUGUCCAAAACAACGGUACUCUCUGGGGCCACUUCUACGUCUCGUUGCCCGGAAGCCAGCCCGACCCCCACGUCGACACGUACGACCCUGCCUCUGCCUACUACUUUGCCUUCCCCCUUACCCAGUACAUCCCCAAGAAGAAGGAGUUCAAGACCAGGUCUCUUUUGGAGGGAAAGGCCGAGGAGGACACGGAAGAGGUCGCCGAGGAGCAGCAGGAAACCGGUCCCGUCAUCGCCAGCUACUACCACCCGAACGCCAGCUUCUCCAUCAUCCCCAACACGGGAGUGCUCGACUACCACCCUAUCCUGUUCGUCAACACCUUUUGGCAACUCAAGAGUCAGAUGAUCCUGCUCAACGACACCGUCACGUCGGUCCCGCUGCACAUUGACCUGAACAACAUGCGCUCGUGGCAGUUCAACACGCUUGCCGCCAUCGAGGCGAGUGCCAAGGAGUCAGCGCGCCAGGCUGCGUACGGCGGGUCGCUGCCCGGUGGUGGCGAUGGGUCUGAGAUUGAGAUGGUCAAGGAGAUCUUUGGCGACACGAACCCCAUCCUCCUGGGUGUAACGGUCAUUGUCAGCAUCGCCCACAUGAUCCUAGAGACGCUCGCUUUCGGAUCCGAUAUUGCGCACUACCGCAAGAAGAAGGACAACGUCGGCAUCUCGGUCCGGUCCAUCCUGGCCAACGUCUUCAUGCAGGCUGUCAUCCUGCUCUACCUCAUUGACAACUCGCAAAACACCAGCUGGAUGAUUCUGGGCGGCCAGGCCGUCGGCAUUGUCAUCGAGCUCUGGAAGAUCACGACGAUUGUCAACGUUUCGCUCAAGCCAGCGCCGCCUGGCUCGUGGCUGCCAUAUGUGAUCGCCGUCGAGGACAAGCACAAGCUCAGCGAGACGGAGGAGAAGACCAAGGAGUACGACGAGAUUGCCUUCAAGUACAUGUACAUGGCGGGCGUGCCCCUGCUCAUCGGCUAUGCCAUCUACUCGCUGGUUUACGACACGCACAAGUCGUGGUACUCAUACAUCAUCACGACGCUCGUCGGCUCUGUUUACGCGUACGGGUUCCUCAUGAUGGUCCCUUCGCUGUACAUCAACUACAGGCUCAAGAGUGUUGCGCACAUGCCCGCCAAGGCCAUGAUGUACAAGUUCCUGAACACUUUCAUCGACGACCUGUUUGCGUUCACGAUCAAGAUGCCCUUCCUCCACAGGCUGUCUACGUUCCGUGACGACAUCAUUUUCUUCAUUUACAUCUACCAGCGCUGGGCCUACAGGAUCGACUACACCCGCGUCAACGAGUUCGGCCAGGGUGGCGAGGACGAGGAGGAGGAAGCAGAUGCAUCCAAGGCCAAGGCCAAGGAGCUGCUCGAGAGCGAACCCGCCGCAGAGAAGAUUAAGAGCGCUGCGGGCAAGGCCACGGGCGCUGACACUGGCAAGGCCAAGAAGAGAAAGUAG
Colletotrichum higginsianum IMI 349063 is the source of this 1917-nucleotide messenger RNA. Its product is annotated as Cleft lip and palate transmembrane protein 1. The transcript is spliced from 3 exons. The coding region runs from base 1 to 1917 and encodes 638 amino acids. The record is from RefSeq and is a predicted model, not a curated record. NCBI's taxonomy places the organism in Eukaryota, Fungi, Ascomycota, Sordariomycetes, Glomerellales, Glomerellaceae. Gene Ontology annotation, cellular component: endomembrane system; membrane.